Messenger RNA from Stegostoma tigrinum, 1218 nucleotides. RefSeq names its product distal membrane arm assembly component 2 (gene dmac2). The transcript is spliced from 6 exons. Bases 20 to 823 code for a protein of 267 amino acids. The record is from RefSeq and is a predicted model, not a curated record. Lineage: Eukaryota; Metazoa; Chordata; Chondrichthyes; Orectolobiformes; Stegostomatidae.
GUCACCUCCUCGGUGAGGGAUGGCGGUGCUGUUGAGGCGCUUGGCCUCCAUCUCUUCACGGAGAACGGUUGGAGUGUACCAGGUUGUUGUGCCUUGCAGUUGCCAGAAUCACAGUGACUCCUCUAAGCUGGCACAGGAUCACUGGGCAAAGCAGGCUCUGCUGAAACUUUAUGAACGUUUUUAUGACAUCGAAAACCUUUUCAACUGGAGCAUUAAAUUUCGAAAUUGGAAUCUGCGGAGGAAAAACAUAUACUAUGGAUAUACCAAGAAAAUGUAUGGUAUUUACGCUGCUGCAACUCACUAUAUCCUGCAGCAGCGAGGAGCUGUACGGUUCGCAGGCCAUGAAGACUGGGUCCGCACAAACCGAAGGGGCAAGUACAGCUGGGAUUUCCUGAACUUCAAAGAUGUUCCGCUCGAAGCAGUCGAUGCCAGCGGCUCCUUGCUAACCUAUGACGGGAUGGAGAAUUUAGUGUGUCUUAAGGAGCUGAAGUAUUUGAAUCUGAGCUGCUGUCCUCACGUUGAUGACUGGUGUCUUAGCCGCCUAUACAUCUUUGGAGAUUCGCUCGAAGAACUGGGGUUGUCAGGGUGUCCUAGAGUCACCGAGCGAGGCCUAGCCUCACUGCACCAUCUGAAGACGUUAAAGCGCCUGGAUCUGUCAGACCUCCCCGCUGUGAAAAACCAAGGGCUGAUGCGAAUCCUGUUGGAAGAGAGUCUACCACAGUGCACGAUUGUGGGGAUUGAAUAUGAGGAUGGGUUAUUACAGCAGCCCCUGCUGCAAUCAGACUGUGAACUGAGAAGCUACUCUCCAAACCCCAAUCAGUGAUUGCCUGAUCUGCAAUUGCUUGCAUCAACCCAGUUGUAUGUAAGAGCUGGACUUAUUUCUGCAGGAUCUUCUGCCUAAUGGAGCAGGCUAUGAACCUAGUGUCAAGUGCUGCUUUUGGAUCAGCAGCUAGAGGGUGGACCAUUCAGCUCCCACCUCCUCAUUGUCUCUGGGCUCGCCACAACUGAUUAGCCUAGCUGAAUAAAUGUGCUCAGCGAUCACCCACAAAAUCAGCUUCUAACUGUGCCAGACCUCAUUGAAACACCAGCCUUACAGAACUGUAUCAGUUUAAGGAGGGUUUGCCGUUCGUCUCAAGUUAUACUUCUGCUGCAAUUGAAAUCCAAUUAGUGUUUCAAAAUACCUGAAAAAAAGAGUUUAUUAAAUUUCUGUUUAGAUCA